CAGUGCAGGUCUGCGGCACGAGCGCAGGAACGGGAGGGGGGCGUCACCUCACGAGGGGGAAAAAAAAACAAACAAAACUUUUAUUCCAUGUACCAGUGGCCAGCUGUGACACAGCGGUUCCGUUUCUUAUCCACGCCUGAGUUGAACGCUCACUUGCACACUAAAUGGCCAGCCCUGGUUCGGAUGCUAGACGACAGCUCCAUCCGCAACAUCCGCACAGCGAAGCCGCCCCCGAACCGGCCGUGCGCGAGGCCCGGAAAUGGAUAGAGGUGAGUGCUGAUCACAUUGCGACGUCAGCGAAGGCUGUGGUGUUUCAGGCGGUCACUGGCAGAAGUUUCGGGGAGGAUUUCAGAGGCAGUCUGGACAACGGAAUCCUGUUGUGCGAGUUGCUUAGUUCAAUUAAGCCAGGCCUUGUGAAGAAGAUCAACAGGUUGCCUACUCCUCUAGCCAGCCAAGACAACUUGGUGCUCUUUCUGAAAGGCUGCGAGGAGUUGGGAUUGAAAGGCUCUCAGCUGUUUGACCCGGGAGAUCUUCAGGACACACGCACCACCCGAGGCUCGGACUGCAACAAGAGGCUGAAAAAUGUUCUGAUCACAAUCUAUUGGCUGGGCCGGGCAGCCAAUAGCAGUGCCACUUAUAACGGGCCCACUCUGGAUCUACAUGAGUUUGAGGGACUGCUCUCACAGAUGCGAAAGGAGGUAGAGGACUGGGACAGCCCAAAGCGCAGCAUUAGGGACAGCGGUUACAUUGAUUACUGGGAGUCAGAGCGCAGUGACUCUCUGUCGCCGCCGAGGCACGCGCGAGACGACUCCUUUGACAGUCUGGACUCCAUCGGCUCCCGCUCGCGCCACACGCCCUCUCCGGACGGCCUGUUUGCCCGCAGCUCCAGCGAUGGCCGUGGCAGCGACUCUGAGUGUGACAUCCCCUACAGGAAGCUACCGGAUAUGCGGCGGGAUGACAUGCUGGCGCGACGGACAUCAUGCAGUGAGCCGCGUACUGCGGUUCCCUUCAAUCAGUACCUACCCAACAAGAGCAACCAGACGUCGUACGUACAUAUUCCUCUGCGUAGACAACGCACCGAGCGAGAGGAGAGCUGCAAGAGCUGGAGCAAUGCCACCUCGCCUGUAGGAGGAGAGAGGUCUUUCAGAUUCGGCCGCAGCGAUAGUGUAUUUGACGACCCCGAGAGCAUGAGUAUGAUCGACGUGAGGACCGACGAUGACGGCCUGCUGCCGCCUCACAGUCAGGUCCGACACGAGCUGAUGCACGGCCAGUAUACCAGGAUGAAGGAGGAGGAUAGCCAGUGGCAAGAUGACCUGGCGCGGUGGAAGAGUCGCAGGAGAAGUGUCUCUCAAGACCUGAUAAAGAAAGAGGAAGAGAGGAAGACGAUGGAAAGACUGCUGAGCCGAGACGAAGGCUCGCAGAGGCGGAAAAGUUUCAAGACCUACAGAGAGAUCGUGGAAGACAAGGAGCGUCGCGAGCGGGAACUCCAUGAGGCUUACCUGAAAGCUCGAACCCCGGAGGAGGCAGCUGCUGUACUACAGCGCUACGCCCUGCGCUUCACUAUCAGCGAAGCUGUGCUGGAGCGCCUCAAGUUACCCCGCGUUCUGGAGCGCAGUAUCUCUGCUGACCCCACGCGUUCCUCAUCUUUGUCCAACGACCCUGUUUUCUCUUCUUCUUCUUCUUCUCCUUCCUCCUCGUCCUCCAAUCCACUGCAGUACCUGCGUCAGCAGUCCCUGCCCGCACAAAAGUUCACCACCACCGUGCAGGCCCGGGUGACGGGAUACGGGGCGGAGGAUGUGGCAGUGGGGAGGGAAGGAGGAGGUUCAGGGGCAGCUUGUUCAAGCAGGAGCAUCCCAUUGCUCAGUGCCAAACCCUACAGCCAUGACAGAGCAGCCAAGCAGGAUGAAAUGGAGCGAGUUAAUGGGGAAACGGACAACGACCACAACGCUGGAGACGAGCGCGAAUGGAGGAUUGAGACAGAAAGAGAAGAUGGGGGUCAAAGAGAACACACAGGAGAUUCUUCUCCUUUGCUGUUUUAUCCGUCUCCUUCCCAGAACGUUGACUCAGACAGUACAGAAAUGGAAGUGUCAGACUCUCUGUCCUCAGACAAACAAGCAAUCUCACACACACUGACACACACUCCGGAGUUAGACGCAGCAGACUUCGAGUCAGUAGAGGGGCGUAGCGUGGUGCCAGGACCUGAGAGACAGGAGGAAGAAGACACGCAGAAAGAAGGAACACUUAGUCAACCCACCUCCUUACCCACGCAGACACAGCCUGAAGAAGAGGCAGUUCCACAGUCCAGGAGUAUACCUCCUACCCAAAAACAAAAGGAGUACCAAACAGAAGAGAAUGAGAAGUGUCCUGAAGAUCAUCCAGUGGAGAGUUCUGACCCUGACUCGGUCCGUCAGACCGAACAAGACACACGUGCCUCAUCUCACAUAAACGUUACUGAUAACCAGGUCAGUAAACCAGUUCCGGAACCCUCAGAGAGAACUGCAAACCCGCCAGCCCCGUCCAGUCCAGAUCGUCCUACGCCCAAAUUUAUCACCGGACUCCCCAUAACAGAGCUGGCCGACAGUGCCCAGCUCGCAACGUUGUCCAGUAACCCUAAGUUACGCUGGGACUUCUUCACUUCACCAGAACCUGUCGAGAAACACGACGGAAAUGUCGCUCCUACGGUUUUGAAUCUGGCGCAGCGGGGUGAGCGCUUUUCCUGGGAUCCCGAGGAAGAGCGCAAACGGCAGGAAAGGUGGCAGCAAGAGCAGGAACGCAUGCUUCAGUUGAAGUACCAGCGUGAGCAGCAGAGGCUGAAGCAGGAAUGGGAGAGAGCCCAGAAGGAAGUGGAGGAGGAUGAGAGAAGAUACCACGAAGAGGAACGUAGGAUUCUUGAGGAAACAGCGGCUCCUCUGACGCCCAACUCUCCCGUGGCGUCUUCUCCCUGCUUUAAGGAAUCUUCUCACGCACAGAACAGCAUCGUUCGUGACUGGGAACGCGAGCAAGUGCGGCUGGAGAAACAGAUGACGGAAACGUUGGAGAAUGCGAGGAAAAUGGAAAAUGGGAGGAAGGAAGCAACAAGGACAAAGGAAGAACACUCUCAGACAUCGGAGCGUCCUCAAAAGCCAAGCUGUGACCAGAUACAGGCCCAGCCUAACGGACAGCGAGGAGGAGGCACAGAGGGGCCGAACCAGGUCCCUAAACAACCGCACACCAGUCAGGAUGCCUCAUGGAGCAGUAAGCAGCAUCAGCAGCGGCCAUCAUCAGAUCCCUGGCAAAAGCCUGCUUCCCAGGACACUAACAGAAAUAUCCAGCCAGCACCUGGUAGUCGUAGAAGGUCCGGCUCCAUAGAAAACGCUGGUGCAAAGUCAUCACAGUCCAUCUCACACACAGACACACAACAACCUCCAUCGCCAAACAGAUCUGUGAGUGGGAAGAAGCUGUGCUCAAGUUGUGGUCAUCCACUGGGUAAAGGAGCAGCCAUGAUUAUUGAGACGCUCAGCCUUUACUUCCACAUCCAGUGCUUUAAGUGUGGGGUUUGUAAGGGACAGCUAGGUGACACCUCCACGGGAACUGACGUAAGGAUCAGGAACGGUCUGCUCAACUGUCAUCAGUGCUACAUCCGCUCUCGUUCUGCCGGUCAGCCCACCAACUUGUGAGCAGGCAAAUAUGAUUUGCGAACACCUAAACAACCCAUCACAGCUCCUAACGAUCGCCCAGUGCUUGGCCUGGUCACGUCUCCACCGUCAUCGAGACCAGUGCAAUAUUUCCGAGUCAAGGCUAAUUUGCGAUUUUCCAUAUCUCCCGAUACGUGUGUUAAAAGUCUGGUUCUUUUUUUUCUUCUUCUUCUUCUUCUUCUUUUUUUCUUCCAAGGUUGAAAUAAUCAAUGUCUACCCAGCUGAUCUGUAAAGUUCUGCAAAUGGCAGACCUUUUUAGGAAACAGAUGGGUUUUAAACUAACGUAGACGAUUCCAUUCAAGUCACGCUAAAACCAAGCACGCUACAGACCGCUACAGUCUGCUGGUGGAACUAUGAGAUGGCUAUAGCCAUUUUUGUAUGUUUUUAAAAAAAAAAACAACAACACACAAACCCCAAUGUAUUUGAAUCUUUUACCCAUCACUAUGUGAAAAUACAGUGUAUAUGCUGUACCAUUAAAAUCUCCUGCGGUUGCCAUGUUUAUCUUGAUUAUGCAGGAUUUACUUGGUCCAGUGGCGUAAGAGCAUCUAAUCUGUACUAAUUGGGUGCCAAUUUCCAGACGAUACCAUGAAGUGUUUGUGGAAAUACACAAAAAGAACACCAACGUUAGCACACUGUUAUUAUUAUUAUUAUUAUUAUUAUUAUUAUUUUUUUUUUUAUCCUUUCGUGUCAGUAAAAAUGCGAGUUUAGAGCUGGUUUAUCUAAUCUGAAUCGUGCUCCACCUCUGCCACUGCUCCUCCUUCAUCAUCUAGCACGGUCUUCAUAAUGGCGGGAAGCCGGCCGUAAUCAUGGCUGGGAAGCAGACCGUAAUCGUGGCUGCACCUGAUCGAUAGACAUCCAUUUCCCCCCUUUGCAUUUCCUGGGCUGAAGGGGAAGAAUGUCCUCAUGUACCAAGUUAAGGAUUCUUAGUUUGGACUGAUUAAGUGAUGAAGAAAAGAAAAAAGAAAAAAAACAAUUACGUCUAUAUUAAAGUCAUUUUAAGAUGGUUUUUAGUUUAUUCGCGGAGGGAAUGUUAAUGCAUUGAAACAAUGUGCCUUAGAAUGAAUGAUUGCACAAAACGCAGCUUGAGAUAUAAAAUCCAAAGACUUUGGUCUUUAGUAAGGGCCAAAUAACAUGUUCUUUGGCCACAGAGAAAGAAAAAUUAAGUGGGGGGGUGGGUGGGGGGAUUGGGGAAGUGGGGUGGGGUGGGGAGAUUUGGGAAAUCUGUUUUUAUGAUCUCUGCACGCAUCCUUCGAUGUGUAUUUUUCAUUUACACACUCAAGAACCCUGUUUUCUCAGAAAUAAAGGUACCAAGCUGUACUUUUCCUUGUCGCUGGGGCGGUACCAUCAAGUACAGCUUUUGUACCUUUAGUCUUACUUAAUAAAAAAUAAAUAGAAGGAACAUCAUUCGAUCAUAUCCCAGAUAAAAGGAAAUGUACAAAAGGUACAAAAGAUGUACUCGUGAUGGUACCACCCCAGUGACAAGGCAAGGAAAAAGUACAGAUUGGUACCUUUUUAAUUCUAAGAGUGUACUUUAGACUUUGUGUAUGUUUACCUAAAUCUGGCUUUGGGUGAUCCAUAUAUGAGUUAAUGAAAAACCGCUUGAGGGUCUCAUGUUUCUGCACACAAAUAGCAAUACCAGUGCUUAUGUUUAUUUUAGAAACGGUUUAUAAUCUGCCUAGAAACCACUCCACUAGCCAUGCUUAAACACAGUCUAACCAAUAGCUUUUUUUUAUUCGCAGUAUGUAUACCUGAACAUAAGGGCGGAAAGCUCAAAAGCGUUUAAUCAAUGUUCACCUUUCAAGAAUUUUGAUCACUGGACUUGUAAUAUUCUCUCAUCAUUUCUUGUAUAGUCAGUGUCCUGCGCUUUGGGUCGGGUCGCUUAGCUAUUAUUCAUAACAGGCGUAUAGACUACAUGCAGAGCGGAUGCAGUUUGAUCUGGUCUACAGGAUGAAUGACCUACCUUGGAAGUGGUAUCAAAUCUAAGGUAUAUUUAUUGUGAUCUUCAAAAAUGUACACUAUCCGGAUAUAGAUUACUUUGUCGUUCCAAUGCGAUGGCUUUACAGUAUACUCUAUGUUUAUAAAUAAAACCCAUGAAAAAGA
Messenger RNA from Ictalurus punctatus (channel catfish), 5774 nucleotides. It is a transcript of the gene limch1b, whose product is annotated as LIM and calponin homology domains 1b. Bases 165 to 3656 code for a protein of 1163 amino acids. Gene Ontology annotation, cellular component: stress fiber. Gene Ontology annotation, biological process: regulation of focal adhesion assembly; actomyosin structure organization; positive regulation of stress fiber assembly. The record is from RefSeq and is a predicted model, not a curated record. Gene Ontology annotation, molecular function: myosin II head/neck binding; actin binding. Lineage: Eukaryota; Metazoa; Chordata; Actinopteri; Siluriformes; Ictaluridae. The transcript has 28 exons.